UACACCACAACAACGCAGAGAAUAAAGCUUGACACCUGAAGUCACAACACUUUACUUCUCAUUCACUCUCCACCCUACCUGGACCAACUCUAAGCCAGCAUGUUCACCCCUCGUCUUGCUAUGCUGUCUGCGCUUGUUCUGGUACUCAGUGCCAUCACUUUUACCGAAGGCCUGCGUAUGGCAAGCGGACCGAAGAAAUGUUGUUUUACCUUUGCUGAUCGUCAAAUACCCAGAGGUAGAGUGGUGGGUUACACCAAGACCAGCCAGCAGUGCUCCAACCCAGCCAUUCUGUUUAAGACUCAGGCGGGGCGAAAGGUGUGUGCCAGGUCCUCAGACAGAUGGGUGAAAGACUAUAUCAACUUCCUGGACAGCAAGAAGUCUGGGGAGCAGACACCACUCCUGUAACCAUGGUGAUCGGACCAUCAGCUGUGUCAACAUCAAAGCAAAUCCUUCAGAACCUCUUUUGUACCUCUAUUUCACAAGGACAUGGCCAGUGAUCUGCCUCAGAGAGAGCAGUCAUGGCCCUGAGCCAAAACACCACCUGGAUCUGGGGAAAUAGAUAAGCUAGAUCUCUAUAUAACUGUAACACUGUGAGCAGCCUGUAUACCUUUCUCUUUAGCAUUUGAUGCCUGUGAUCAAAUGACAGAGAAUGAUUUGACAGAACGAUUGUCAAUAUUUAUUUUUUAAAUUAAAUUCGAUACACACAUCCGUAAAACACAUAAUUGUGUAGAAUGUGUUGUGCAUAGUGAUGAUUAGAUUAAAUUAGAGUGUAGUUCCAUAGAAUAACCUAGGUUAUGUUACAUUUAAGUAUUCUUGAUUACUGAAUUGCAGGAUAUAGGCCUAUAUUCUGUUUUAUUGCCUUCAAUUCAUUAAAAUGCAUGUAGACAAAUCA
Messenger RNA from Salvelinus namaycush (lake trout), 892 nucleotides. Its product is annotated as monocyte chemotactic protein 1B-like. The transcript is spliced from 3 exons. The record is from RefSeq and is a predicted model, not a curated record. Lineage: Eukaryota; Metazoa; Chordata; Actinopteri; Salmoniformes; Salmonidae. Gene Ontology annotation, biological process: cellular response to interleukin-1; inflammatory response; lymphocyte chemotaxis. Bases 100 to 405 code for a protein of 101 amino acids. Gene Ontology annotation, cellular component: extracellular region. Gene Ontology annotation, molecular function: CCR chemokine receptor binding; chemokine activity.